AAGUGUGUGUCUGUGUGCCAGUCAGCCAGUGCAUCGGGCCCAUCUGUACGAUUCUCUCCGCUCGCGAAACGCAGGGCGAUCGGCGGCACUGUCACUUUCAACAGACAGGGAAAUGUACUGACUAAACGGGUUAAAGAGAAAGCGAUAAACCACGGUUUGCGCCCAUAUUAUAUUUGCCAUCGUUUGAACGUUGUGGAUUAUAUUGCUUGUAACAAAAAGCCGACGAUGGAGGAAUCCAGCUCCCAAAAACUGGUUUGGGACGGAGACGCCAAGGCAGUCCAGCAAUGUUUAACGGAUAUUUUCACCAGCGUCUACACCACUUGUGAUAUUCCAGAAAAUGCCAUUUUCGGACCUUGCGUUUUGAGCCACACUUCCUUAUACGACAGCAUUGCUUUCAUUGCUCUCAAAUCUACGGAUAAGCGAACUGCGCCUUACAUCUUCAGGGUGGACACGUCGGCGGCCAACAGUUCCUCGGAGGGCUUGAUGUGGCUUCGCCUGGUCCAGUCUGCCAGGGACAAGGACGAACAGAACCUGGAGGCCUACGUCAAAAACGGACAGCUGUUCUACCGAUCUCUGAGGAGAAUUGAGAAGGACGAGGAGCUGCUGGUGUGGUACGGGAAAGACCUGAUCGAGUUGCUACUUCUCAGUUCCGGCAGAGGACAAGGAAAAAACAAAGGAUCUCCUCCAUAUUUGUGUCCAGACUGCAACCAACGCUUCCAGUUUGAGUUCCCGUUUCUGGCUCACUUGAGAUUCCGCUGCACCAAAAGACUCCAGAGCAUGGCCAGCGCGGACGAGGAUUCUAAGGACAAUGGCGAGCACGUAGACCUGACCCCGGCCAGGUCCAGUCCCAAGCUCGGCCGGUCGGAGGGCUACUCAAACUCGGUGGAGGGCAAGCCCUCCACAGACUUCCACAACUUGGCCAGGGAUCUAGAGAACAGCAGGACGAGCCCGCCGAGCGACAAGGAGGCGGAGAUCAGGAGCGAGAGCACCAACAAGCGGAAGUUCUCGGAGGUGGAGGAGAGCCGGUGCGCGGGCCUGCCGCACCCCGUCAAGUCCAAGGAAGAUCUGGCGACGUCGGCGCAGCACUACCGCGGAGCCUACGGCCUGGAGGAGAACCGGCGGACGUUCUCGCCGUCCAACCCCGAGCCCGCGGAGGGCAAGCGGAGCGCCUUCAGCGAGGUGAAGAAGGGCCCGUCGGGCCUCAAGCACAGCUCCAAGAACCUGAGCUCCAACGCGGAGAACAAGGAGGGCGGGAGGCCCAGCGGCAGCCCCGCGGAGAAGCACCUGAACAUCCGGCAGGUGCUGUCCGAGACGCAGCCGCAGUCCCGCAUGGAGGGCUCGUCCGUGGGCAGCGCCUUCACGUCCGUGCCCCAGCAGGUGGGCGGCUCGGAGAGGAAGAGCGCCUUCAGCCAGCCCACCCGCACCUUCUCCCACCUGUCGCCCCUGGUGAUGACCCCCAAGCUCCUCCCCUCGGUGGACUGCCACCCCGCCGUCGGGGACACCCUCUCCUCCAGCAGACUCUACCAGGCCGACCAGCUGGCCGCCAAGCUCCAGGGCUCCGAGCUGGGCGGCAACUGCCCGGUGCCGGGCGGCAUGCCCAAGCAGAGCCCCUUCCUCUACGCCACCACGUUUUGGCCAAAGGCGUCGGGGCCCAUCCAGCUGCAGAUGCCCUCCGCGCUCACCCUCCUCCCCCCGUCCUUCACCUCCCUCUGCCUGCCGGCGCAGAACUGGUGCGCCAAGUGCAACGCCUCCUUCCGCAUGACCUCCGACCUGGUCUACCACAUGCGGUCCCACCACAAAAAGGAGUACGCCAUGGAGCCCCUGGUGAAGAGGCGCAGGGAGGAGAAGCUCAAGUGCCCCAUCUGCAACGAGUCCUUUCGGGAGCGACACCACCUCUCCCGUCACAUGACCUCCCACAACUGACUCCUCUCACCGCCAUUUUUUGUUUUUGUUUUUGGAAUUCGCUUAUUUCAUGAGUUUUCCGACCGGGAUUAUUGUCUGACUGGAUGUACAGUACGCCCCAAACGCACUUGUUUUUUUUCCACUUUGAAAAGGACAUUGUUUUUUUUUUGUUUGUUUUUUUUAUUUUUCCAAGUGUCAUGUUUUCAUUGUAUGCCAAUGCAUUGACUUAAAAAAAAUCUAUUUAUCAUAUGAAGCACUUAUGAUUUUGGAAAUAAGGGAAGCAAUGAUAUGUGUAAACGUAAGUUGUAUUUUAUAAAUAUAUAAAUAUAUAAAUAAAUAUGAAAAAGAAGAAAAAAUGUAGGUGCAUUCCAUGGGUUAUUAUUCAAUGAUUUUUUUUUCCAUGUUCAUACUAAAAGGUCACAUAUUGAAAUAAAAUGGGAUUAUGUCAGACUAUAUUUGAGAGUGCAUGUAAUAUUAAAUAGAUAUUGAUUUAAAAUGCAGUCUAAAAUGCAGUGUAAAUACCUGUUUUGUUUGAAUACAAAGGUGUAAUAUUUUGUGUCAGUGAGGAAUAGUUUCGGUGUUUCUUCCUUUUGCUGAAAUUUACUACUUGAUAGUUUAUCUAAUCAUGUUGAAUGCUUUGACAAUAAAAUAGCUUUAUUUUCA
Molecule: messenger RNA, 2565 nt
Organism: Anguilla anguilla (European eel)
Lineage: Eukaryota; Metazoa; Chordata; Actinopteri; Anguilliformes; Anguillidae
Gene: prdm8b
Product: PR domain containing 8b
Exons: 4
Coding region: 226-1923 (565 amino acids)
Biological process (GO): regulation of DNA-templated transcription
Cellular component (GO): nucleus
Molecular function (GO): protein binding
Source: RefSeq, a predicted model, not a curated record